Messenger RNA from Lecanosticta acicola, 394 nucleotides. The record is from the annotation of a GenBank genome assembly. NCBI's taxonomy places the organism in Eukaryota, Fungi, Ascomycota, Dothideomycetes, Mycosphaerellales, Mycosphaerellaceae.
AUGUUCCCGCUCGAUGCUGAGGCCUACAAUUGGCUUCUCAAAACUGAGCAGGUCACCUUGGAGGUUAGCCACGCGGAGAAGGGGCAGGUGACUGUUCACUAAGGCUUUCUCGCACUCCGUUCCCCUCACAUGGCAGGGCAGGGCAAUCACCAAGCCCGGUUCGCUGGUGGACAAGGAUGGCAAGCUUCAGCUCGCCAACGGGCCAGCAGCUGCCGUCAAGAUAUUGGUACCAUGGUGCCAUGGAGUAUGUUACACAUCCAUCGUGGAGCAUGCAGUGGCUAGACAUCCGCAGGGCCAGCUUCAUUAUGUGUUCGAGUGCCAAAAGGUCGGCGCGAGCGACCUGGACAAACGCAAGUCCAUCCUGAUUGAUAUCUGGUUCUUUUGCGACAUGUAG